ACGUUUAAAUUGAAGUGUCAAAGUGUCAAGUCAAAGUAAUGUAUUUAUAUAUUGUGUAGGUGUAUUUUAUUUAAAUUAUUGAUAUAUAAGAAAAACGUAGUUAUAAAUAAAACAAACAAUAUCCCAAGAUGAUUUAACAUCUAAGCCUUCUAAUCAUCAUGUAUUCGUUAUUUGUUUUAUUAUUUUUAAUACAAGCAUCACGAACUUCCACAGAGGGAUACUGUGGAUCAUACCAUGGCAAUAUAUGCAAAAAUUAUAUUUUAAACACAAAACAAGUAUGGUACAAUAACAGCGGAGGAUACGAAAACGAAUUAAUAACUACGGCAUUGUGGGAUGAAUUAAUCCUUCCAUUAGAGGAACCAUGUCGUUCAGCAGCAGAAGAAUUACUUUGUUUCUAUGCAUUUCCAGACUGUAAUGUUUCUAAACCUCUUCCCCUUUGUCAUCAAGACUGUAUAGCUGUGAAGGAGCUUUUUUGCUACAAAGAUUGGGCUCUUAUAGAAGACAGAAAGGAUCAAGGUAUCUUUGUAAAAUCCAGAGGACAUUUUCGGCUACCAGACUGUUCAAUACUUCCGAAAUAUAACAAAAAUUCCGUCGAGUGUUCAUAUGCUGGAUUAACAGAAUUAAAAUUAGAUGAAGUCACUUAUGAUUGUGUGAAAGGUAGAGGUAGGUUCUAUCAAGGUAAAGUUAAUGUUACUAAAAACGGUAUUCCUUGCCAAAGAUGGGACUCUCAAACACCCCAUACUCAUGACUCGCCGCCAAAUAUCUUUCCUGAGUUAAAAAAUGCUGAAAAUUACUGUAGAAAUGCAGGAGGUGAAGAAAAGAGACCUUGGUGCUUCACUACAAAUCCUGAUUAUAGAUGGCAACAUUGUGAUAUACCUCGUUGUCCUAAUUCCACAAUAGAUGAAGUUGAUACUAAAACUAUAGCUAUGGAUCAACUAUUAUCCCCAACAUUUUUAAUAAUUGUGUCCACAGUAAGCCUUUUAGUACUUUUACUAAGUUUGUUAUUGAUACUACUAUGUUAUAGAAUGUAUAAACGACAUGCAAUGGGUUAUAAUGCCCCAGAGAUUGCUGAAGUAAAUAUAGAUUUAGAUAAAUUACCCAGUAAUAUGGCUUAUCAUAGUCAUGGAGCUACCUUGAAUCCAAAAUUGGAAAAGUUGGAAUUUCCUAGAAAUGAUAUAAUUUACAUUAAGGAUUUGGGACAAGGUGCAUUUGGAAGUGUUUUUCAAGCAAAAGCUCCAGGGUUGAUACCUGGUGAAGAAUUUACUAUUGUUGCAGUUAAAAUGUUGAAAGAAGAUGCAUCAGAUGAUAUGCAAGAUGAUUUUGAAAAAGAAGCUUGCUUGUUAGCUGAAUUUGACCAUCCAAACAUUGUUAAACUUCUUGGAGUAUGUGCUGUUGGUAGACCAAUGUGUCUAUUAUUUGAAUUUAUGGGAAAAGGUGAUCUGAAUGAGUUUUUGAGACAGUGCUCUCCAAGUAACUAUGUAGUACGAAGUGUAAUAGACAGUAACUCGCCUAGUAAAGACAUUUAUAAAGACAACCAAUUAAAUAAUUUGGAUAAGCUCAAUAUAGCUUUACAAAUUGCCUCAGGUAUGGUAUAUUUAUCCCAAAGAAAAUUUGUUCAUAGAGACUUAGCCACUAGAAACUGUUUGAUAAGUGAAGAUAUGGUUGUAAAGAUAGCUGAUUUUGGCUUAUCACAAAAAAUAUACCUCCAAGAUUAUUACAAAGGUAGUGACAGGGAUGCUAUACCAGUAAGGUGGAUGCCCCUAGAAAGCAUUCUUUAUAACAAAUAUACACCUGAAUCUGAUGUAUGGGCAUUUGGUGUGUGCUUGUGGGAAAUAUUUUCCUAUGCUCUACAACCGUACUAUGGGAUGACCCAUGAAGAAGUUAUCAAGUUUUUAAAAGAUGGUAAUGUGCUUGCAAGUCCUGACGGUUGUCCAGCUCCAAUUUAUGAAGUAAUGAAGCAUUGUUGGGGGCCCAAACCAGUUGAUAGACCUAGUUUUCAGACAAUUUACCAAACCAUGAUUGAAAUAAGGAAUAAUAUUCUUGCAAUGCCUUUACAUUGAGUAAUUAAUUUGAGGUUGACUGCUAAAAAAAUAUUAAUUUAAGUAUUAUCCAGAAUCUAACUGAAUUUCAAGGUUACUAGCAAUUUAGCUGCUCAAAAAAUAUGUUAGAUUAGUGUCUUGACUGGCAUCUCCAUGGGCAUUAUUAUUAGAUAUUAUAUUUCUUUGAACUAUUUUAACAGUGCAACCUUAAUAUAAGGAAUUACUUAGUUUAACAAAUUCUUCGUAAUCCCCUUAAAUUGUUCAUAAGAGUCAAUUUAAAAUAUACCUUUACAUUGCGAACAUUUUCUGAAAAUAACCUCUUUAUAACGACUGCCAAUAAAAAGUAUAAAUACUUGUAGUAUGUAAUUCAUGUUGUGACAGGCUUUUGUUCAUAAAACAAUCAUUGCUGUUUGAUUUGUUUAUCUCUUUAUAACAAGUUUUAGACCAAAAAAACCUCAACAUAAUAUUUCAACUAAUUACUUGAAAUAACGAAUAUUUACUUAUUCCCGAUUUGUUAUAUCGAGGUUGCACUGUGAUAAUAAUGUGUUUUUUUCCAAAAAUUAAAAAAAAUGCAGCUAUUAAAAAUAUAUUGAGAUAAAAAUAAAUUAGUGGUAUAAUAAUGAAAGGACAAUACUACUGCAACUGUCUUUCAUACAUUCCAGUCCAUAAUGUUCAAAAGAAAUAUGAAACAAAAUAUAAUUUGCAUGAUUAUAAUAAGUUGAAGUAUGUAAUUUUUAUAAUACAAAAAACAAAAUGGAAGUAUUGAAUGGAACAAAUAGAAUUUCGUUAAAAAAAUUUGAUAUCUGUUCAUAAUUCACCUAUAAAAGGGGGUUCACAAUUAUGUACAUUAAUUUCUAUUACUUUCAAAAGGGUACUUCUUUAUGCAAUCUAGAUAAUAAGGGAGAUUUAACCCUUCAAAUAGUCAAUUCAAAAUUUUGUUUUUUCAAAUAUCUGCCAAACGCUUUUGAUUACUAAGUUUAUGUUGUGGAAGUGAUCAAAAGACAUAACGAUGAUUCAUUUUAUGCCACCACUCAACUGAUUCUAUAAGAAAUAACAAAAGUACAUUAUGUACAUUAUAUCUAAAAUUGUAGUAUCUGUCAAUCAUUGCAGGAGGAAACUAUUUCUCUGAAUAUUUGAAAAUUUAUCAAAGAAUGUAAUAGGGUAAGUGGUGAUAUUUGAUGUCGUCAGAAAGUCGUCCUAUCUGCCAAAGUUGUCUCAUUUCUGUGUUUGUUAAGCACAUCCUCACUAACUACAGAGAAUGUUCUACCACAUACCAGCAGUUUGAUAUGAAAACCAACCUCAAGGAGACACUUUACUGCCCGACAGAAAUGAAAAAAAUCCUAGAGUUUAUUAAAGCAACCAAGCAGUUUGAGAAAAUAUAAUUAAUUUAUGUAUGGUAAUAGAUUAUGUAACAAUCCUUUAUUCAACUGUAUCAUAUGAUUGUUUUUGUGUGCCAAUGACCAGCGGUGUCGAGGCAAGUUAACUGAAAUAGAAAAAAAUUAAAACCGUUCGACAGAUAUUUGAAAAUAUAAGCUUUUAAUUCACAACUUUAAUCAUUGUACUCUAAUUUUUGAAUGUACUAUCAGUUCUUAAAAUUAAUAUACAUCGUUAAGGACAUACCUUUAUAUUUUGAUCUGUGAAAAUUAGUAGAUUUUAAGUUCUAUCAAUAUUUUCUGAUAAGUUCUCUAUGGUAUUGUGAUUUUGAGACGUCUUACAGCAAGUGUUCAAAUUUUAAGAUACCUUUUGUUUUAUAGGAACUUAUAAUGUUCCAUUUUAAUUUUAAAUAUUAUUAUAUUGGUACUUUAUUUAUUUUAAAAAUAUUGUAGAAUUAAUGUUACAUCCUGUUAUAUCUUAUACAUUUUUCAUGUUAGCUUUUUACAUUCCUUGUACCAUUUGUAUACUUUAAGUCAAAUUUGUAUUACAUAAGUAAAUAAUGUUGUAUUACUUAAAUAUGAAUUUGAAAUUUGGAAACUUUUUAUUGUCAUUAGAAAAUAUUAAUGUAAGAAGUGAAUGUGAUCUUAUAUAUAUAUUUAACUACUACCAAUAUGUAAUAUCAAACAAUACUAAUAUGAGUUUCGUGAUGAGAUACUUUACCGCACUAGUGGAAUGAACUCAUGAAUAAAAAAUUGAACCUCAUUUAUUAUAAUAAUUAAACACAAAACCUGUUCAAUUAGUGAUAUGUAAUCCAGCUGAAGUGGCAUUUGAAGAAUUGUAGUUUUCAAUUUCAAUUGAAUUGUUUUCCGCUUCAAAAAAGCCAAUAGCUGUGAAUAUUUACUUAUGUCCACAUUUUUCUUCACAGAUAUCGUUGUUCUCAGCAUACUAUAAUGUGUCCAUAAUGAUGUUGCCUUUUUUUUCCAGCAUUCUCAGCAAAAUAAGCUAAUAAAAUUUUUUCCGAUAUCUUAGCGGGUACUAGGGUUUAUAUUGUAUUAUUUGCAGCAAGUUUUAUAUCAGAAUCCACACUUUCUUAGUCGGAACUCAUGUCGAUAUAAUUAUACCAAACGUCAAAAUUGACAGUUCGCAAAAUAAAUCAACAAUGAGCGCAACGUUUGCUUGUUACAUGAUUCUAAUAUCAUUAAUUUCAGGAAUAUUAACUAAUUUUGAGUAAAUAAUUAACAUUAUUGGUAGUAGGUAAAAUAAUGUACUAUAUUCGUAUCGUAAAUUCAUACUACAAUAAUCAAUUCCCCAUCUCAUUUCGUAAUAUGAAUCUUUACGACACUUAUAUCGUAAAUAUUUAUUACCGUAUUAUGUAAUUUAUUGUAAUAUUACUUACAACGAUUUUUACACUCCUUAUUAUUGACCAAAAAAUAUGUUAAGGAUCUUUUAGCUGCGUGUAGGUGUUCGAUAUAAGUACAUAUAUAAGUAUUUAAUUUUUUAUAUUUUUAAAUGUUUAAAUAUACAUUUUUAAA
Molecule: messenger RNA, 4945 nt
Organism: Diorhabda carinulata
Lineage: Eukaryota; Metazoa; Arthropoda; Insecta; Coleoptera; Chrysomelidae
Gene: Nrk
Product: tyrosine-protein kinase transmembrane receptor Ror2
Exons: 1
Coding region: 159-2060 (633 amino acids)
Biological process (GO): protein phosphorylation; cell surface receptor protein tyrosine kinase signaling pathway; multicellular organism development
Cellular component (GO): signaling receptor complex
Molecular function (GO): transmembrane receptor protein tyrosine kinase activity; ATP binding; protein binding
Source: RefSeq, a predicted model, not a curated record